AUGCUUUGCGGUUGCUCUGCAACUAUUUAUUACUUUGCUACAGUGGGCCAAACGAAACCACACGGCCGGCCUCUCCGCCGGGUCCCUCUCCCUCCGGGCUCGUCCCCGCGUCGGCCCCCGGGCCCCGGGGGCAUCCCGAUUUGUAGUUUGGCCCCCCACAACGCACACACCUGCAGUCUCGGCGACGGUCCCAGUGCUGACCGGGCUGAAGCGCAACUCGCGAAAACUCCACGGCAACGCGCGCGACACCGCAAACCGGCCGUCGGGCCCCGGGGGACGCCGCUCGGUUCUGGGGUCCCUGGCUCCCGGUCCCUCGGGCAACCUUCCUUCUCCGCCUGGCCCCCCGAGGUGCUCCACGGGGAGGAGAGGGGACGGGGGACACGCUCGACGGGAAACGGCAACGGAGGCCCGGUCGGUGCCGGGGCGGGCCGGCCGGGGACGGAUCCCGCCCCCCUUCCACCGACGGUGCUCAUCCGGGCGUUGGGGUCGCAGAGGGGUCACCUCCUGGGGCCGCGAGGAGGUCGCCCUCCGAUCCCCAAGGUUGCUGAGCGGUCACCCCCCGGGGCCCCAGGGUGCUGGAGAGGGGCCCCAGGGUGCUGGAGUGGGGGUCCCCGGCCCCCGGGGCUGCAGAGAGGUCACUCUCCGGCCCCCGGGGCCGUGGAGAGGCCGCCCUCCGACCCCCAGGGCUGCAGAGAGGUCACUCUCUGGCCCCCGGGGCCGCGGAGAGGUUGCCCUCCGACCCCCAGGGCUGCAGGAGAGUCAUGCUCCCGGCCCCCCGGGCCCGUGGAGAGGUUGCCCUCUGACCCCCAGUCGCCCCCGAGCCCCCAGGAAGGUCGUUCCCCGGCCCCACCGACGGUGCUCAUCUGGGCGUUGGGGUCGCAGAGGGUCACCUCCUGGGGCCGUGAGGAGGUUGCCCUCCGAUCUCCAAGGUUGCCGAGCGGUCACCCCCCGGGGCCCCAGGGUGCUGGAGAGGGGCCCCAGGGUGCUGGAGAGGGGGUCCCCGGCCCCCGGGGCUGCAGAGAGGUCACUCUCUGGCCCCCGGGGCCUUGGAGAGGCCGCCCUCUGACCCCUGGGGCUGCAGAGAGGUCACUCUCCGGCCCCCGGGGCCGCGGAGAGGCCGCCCUCCGACCCCCGGGGCUGCAGAGAGGUCACUCUCCGGCCCCGGGGGCCGCGGAGAGGCCGCCCUCCGACCCCCGGGGCUGCAGAGAGGUCACUCUCCGGCCCCCGGGGCCGCGGAGAGGCCGCCCUCCGACCCCCGGGGCUGCAGAGAGGUCACUCUCCGGCCCCCGGGGCCGCGGAGAGGCCGCCCUCCGACCCCCGGGGCUGCAGAGAGGUCACUCUCCGGCCCCCGGGGCCGCGGAGAGGCCGCCCUCCGACCCCCGGGGCUGCAGAGAGGUCACUCUCCGGCCCCCGGGGCCGCGGAGAGGCCGCCCUCCGACCCCCGGGGCUGCAGAGAGGUCACUCUCCGGCCCCGGGGGCCGCGGAGAGGCCGCCCUCCGACCCCCAGGGCUGCAGGAGGGUCCCGCUCCCGGCCCCCCGGGGCUGCGGAGAGAUGGGUAG
This is a messenger RNA of Tachyglossus aculeatus (Australian echidna), 1560 nucleotides long. RefSeq names its product basic salivary proline-rich protein 1-like. The transcript has 2 exons. The record is from RefSeq and is a predicted model, not a curated record. NCBI's taxonomy places the organism in Eukaryota, Metazoa, Chordata, Mammalia, Monotremata, Tachyglossidae. Bases 1 to 1560 code for a protein of 519 amino acids.